AAUGUGAACAAUGUAAACAGCACAAUGUAAAGUGUAGACGGAGUUAGUUUUCAGCCUCAUACCUCAUUACAACAUGUCCGUGCUAGCUGGAGACUCCUGUCCCUCUGUUGAUGACGCGGAAGAAGAUUCAGAUCUAGAGGUAGAGGAUGAGGGACCCCAGGCUAAGAAGAGACUGACCGGGGACACGAAACCAGACCGUAUGAGGAUAGCCCACUCAACUGCUGAGAAGAAAAGACGUGAUGCUAUUAAAGAUGCGUAUACUAAUCUAACAAGUGCUAUCACAGUCAUGGGUGAGGAAGAGAAGAAGAAGCUGACUCGAGCUGAGGUGUUGGAUUUGGCUUAUAUUAGAGCUGAAGAUCUUAAGACAAGUAUUGAGGCUAAGAGAGCUGAGAAAGAUGCUUUGCAAAUGAAGCUAUCAGCUCUGAAAGUUAUAUCAGAAGCGUACGAUUCAAUGCCGAUGACGUCCGAAAAAAGCUCCAUCCCACCAGAUCUGAACUGUGUGGUGUCGAACAACAUUAAGCUGAAACUGUUCACAACUUUGAUACUGAAACAGUUUGAGUCAUUCAGUGGGGUGAUAAACACGGAGAACCUCCAGACUCUAGCUACCUCACUCUUCUAUUGGGUUGAAGUUCACUGGAGACCUGUUGAUUUGAAGGAGUAUCUUAUAGGGUUACUGAAGGUUUUGAGGAACAGGUUUGUUAAUAAGAGUGUGCCUGAGCCUGGUCCAACUCUCACUCAGAUCGGGGUUCCUGGCUCUUCUUCAGUCUCGAGGGUUCCAGGCCCUUCUUCAGUCUCGAGGCCCUAUUGAUUAGGUGAUAUGACAACUCUGUGCGGAAUUUAGCGUUGUGUGAAUGGUGAAAUUUAUGGGAGCAAAUUAAAUUAUAUUAACUUCUCAAUAUGUAGGUUACACUUUCAACUUUUUACUUCUUUUUACUUUUUAAAUGCUGAAUAAUUUUAAUUUUUGACGAAGAUUAUUUUCAAGAGUUUUAACCAGAGUUUUACGCUAUAUUUAGGAGUAUUAUGAAGGAAUGCAACCAUUAAUUAGUAGUUGCAUGUUAUAUCUCAGUAAACUUUAUCUUCAAUCUACGACAGACCGAAAAAAAUAACCACAUUUUUCACUUACACUGCAUUUCACGAGCACAUAAUUUAUGAGCAGAAAUUAACAUGAACCAGCCAUGACCUCCUCAAAAUUCACAUAAUAUAUUAUGCGAAUAUAUCUCAGCCAGGUCGCACAGCUGGCCGCGUCCGCACGGCGCUCCACCAAACACACAGUAAUUCCCCGGCGAGUGUCGCAGCAACUCAGGGACACACUGUUUUAUUAUACGUGUGUUCAGCAGUGCAUGAGACUUCACGGUGAUUCGCGUGCUUGCUGGGUCACCAGCACAUGAUACACUGUGUCGGGUAGGGUGGCCCCUUUAUACAGUACCGUCCAACAACGUGCAACACUGUAUCUCACUUGCUUUCCUAAUUAGACACAAUUAGGGAGUGGCCCCCACCCCAGGUAGACGAGAGGGUCAAGAAGCAAAUUCCUGAUCUGUUAGAUCACAGGGGGUGGGGAGGCAACUAUUUAGAAGUACUACCCUAGUGCGAGCGUGUGAUCUGUUGGGAUUACCCGCGUUAUUUUCACAUCCAAUUACAUAUCGUUAUGUCGGUGCUUUGUGUAAUUUCUUGUCGGUCCUCUCUUGGAAGUUUUGAAUAUUUUUGUAAUAAUUUGGUAUUCAUGUUAACAUUUUA
Bolinopsis microptera is the source of this 1734-nucleotide messenger RNA. RefSeq names its product max-like protein X. The record is from RefSeq and is a predicted model, not a curated record. The transcript has a single exon. Gene Ontology annotation, molecular function: protein dimerization activity. Lineage: Eukaryota; Metazoa; Ctenophora; Tentaculata; Lobata; Bolinopsidae. The coding region runs from base 74 to 808 and encodes 244 amino acids.